Molecule: messenger RNA, 1570 nt
Organism: Danio aesculapii
Lineage: Eukaryota; Metazoa; Chordata; Actinopteri; Cypriniformes; Danionidae
Product: actin-associated protein FAM107A
Exons: 5
Coding region: 159-734 (191 amino acids)
Biological process (GO): actin filament polymerization; actin filament bundle assembly; regulation of actin cytoskeleton organization
Cellular component (GO): neuron projection; stress fiber; synapse
Source: RefSeq, a predicted model, not a curated record
UCAGGUGUCCACCGUUGUGUUGAGAGGUAACAGAUAUCUGACUCAUACUCACGCCGCUGCUCAGAAGAGACCUCGCUCAUGGAGCCCUGACACACUUUUGUUUCCCAGCAUGCAGCAGGAGCUUUGGCAGAGGGCCCUUUCUGAUACCUGCGUGUGCGAUGAGAUCAGCCGCUGCACAAUCACUCCCGAUAAGACCAUCCGAGCAAGAACUGAAAAAUGCCAUAUCCAACAGCUUCAGCGGACACAACCACGUCUCCGGCAGACCAGCACAGCCCAGAGCCAAGUCCACCUCAGACACAGUUCAUUGCAGUUCUUUGCAUCAUCAUGGCCAUAAUCGAGAAAAUGCAGAUAAAUGUGAUACUGCCGAGGGUCCCUGGAACCUGAACAACCCAGUGAAAGCCUCGAGGAGCCACCAGGAGCUUCACAAAGAGCUGUUACUGGCCCACAGAAAAGGGCUGGUGGUGUGUGCUAAGCCAGAGCUUCAGAUGGUCCUGGAGAGGAGGAAGAGAGAGAAGACUCAGAAGGAGGAGGGCGAGCAGAGCAGGAGUCCUCUGGAGCAGGUGCUUCUCCAACGCCAGCAGAAGCAUCAGGAGAUGAUGGUCAGCAGCCUCCUAAAUAAGGAGAAAGAAGAGGAGCAGAAGGUACGUGAGGAGGUUCAGCUUUUGGAGUUCGUGCGAGUGCGGCAGAACUUGAAGAAAGUCCACACGGCUCUACAGAAGAACAUUCACUCCUGAAGCAGAUCAUCUGACUAAAGCAAACUUCAUUUGGACAUCCAGCUUCAUUUUGAAAUAAAGCACGUGGUGAUGCAUUGAAAUAAUCCUGUUAUUAAACCAUUUCAUACAUUUUAUUCAGUUGGACUAUGGUUUGAUAGUUAAUUUUAGACAUUGUUCUGACGAUAAAUAACUUUGCAAUGAUAGUUGUCAACUAACUCUCAUUAGAGUACUGUAAAAAGGUUCCACAUAAUUUCUACAUGUUGUCCCAACUCAAAUUGAUUACGUUAAAUGAUUCGUUUUUUUUUUUUCAAUUUAAGUGGUUGAACUUAAAACAAUUAAGUUGUUCCCCACAAAAAACUUAAAAAUUGUGUUAUAAGUAGUUUAAACAUGCAGCAAAGGUAAUUUUUGAGUGUAGUGGAAUAUUACACUAUUCAUUUAGGGUUCGUUUUAGGGUUAGUGAAACGAGCUGACAUAUAGUUGCAAAGUUACUUAUAGUCAGUUGAGUGUCUGUUGUGGAUCCAUCAUGAUAUGAAGUGUAGCAAAUAUUAAAAGGAUUAGUUCACCUACCCCCCCAAUAAAGUAAAUUACACCCCCUCAUGCUGAAACACUGAAGUCACAUGUUUUGACAAUGUUUUUGGUUUCUUUUCUGGACUUUGAUUGUCUUGUGACCAUUGCUGUCUAUGGAGGAUGGGGGAGCUCUCAGAUUUCACUUAAAAUAUGUUUAUUUGUGUUCUGAAGAUGAUCAAAGGUCUCAGAGGAUUGGAACCACAUGAGGGUGAGUAAUUCAUAACCACAUUUUCAUUUUUGGGUGAACUAACCCUUUAAUAACAAUAAUCUACUUACUCUUUAAUAAUGAC